AUGCUUAGCUACAGCCGAAACUGCACAAACGAAGCCGACUUUGCCAUCAUGAACGGAGGUGGUUGCCGGGCCGACCUCCCCGUCGGCGACAUAACCCGCUACGAUCUCUACACGUCGUUCCCGUUCAAGAACAUUGUUGUCGAUGUCAAGCUGACGGGGUCCGAGGUAUGGCACCUGAUCAAUGGCUUCACGACCGGCAUUAACCAUUGGUCCGGCGAGCCCAUCGGCACAACGCCCCAGCUCUCGCGCAACAUCAAAGUCAUGUAUGAGACAGUGCGCAAGGGCAACGAUGAGUUUCGUGAGCUGAGAAGCGUCGAGAUUGGAGGAGAGCCUCUGGAUUUCGAGGCCAAUUAUACCAUCGCCACAACAGAUUUCAUUGGCGGAACCAGCCAGGGAGACAAUUAUUUGCCGCCAAGGAAGAACCCUCAGGACCGGGAGCUCCCCAAGAACAUCACUGAAGUCUUGGAAGACUACAUCCGUGGCCUGAGUCCCGUCAAGAUCAACCUUGAGCGUCGAAUGGCGGAUAUCCAUGGGUCUUCAAAGCCGAGCCAUGCCCAUCAGCAUGGGGUUUCUAUCUUCCUGAGCUUGCUCAUGACUGGCUUUGCGAUGCUGGUAAUGCUCUGUCAAUAA
Molecule: messenger RNA, 630 nt
Organism: Thyridium curvatum
Lineage: Eukaryota; Fungi; Ascomycota; Sordariomycetes; Thyridiales; Thyridiaceae
Exons: 1
Coding region: 1-630 (209 amino acids)
Biological process (GO): nucleotide catabolic process
Molecular function (GO): hydrolase activity
Source: RefSeq, a predicted model, not a curated record